AUGGGCGGAUACACGACCGGCCCGAAACCCCUGAUCGACCUGCUGCGCCAGCGUUCGCGCCCCUACCUCUUCUCAAAUUCGUUGGCGCCCAGCAUCGUCGGCUCGUCGAUCAAGGUGUUCGACAUGCUGAUGAAUGAUAGCUCGUAUGCCGCCUCGCUGCAAGCUAACGUCACCCGCUUCCGGACCGGCAUGAAGCAGCUCGGCUUCAAGGUGCUCGGAAAUGACGCCCAUCCCAUUGCUCCGGUGCUCCUUGGUGAUGCCCGAAUCGCAUCCACCAUGGCCGAUGAGAUGCUCAAGGAGGGAAUCUAUGUGAUCGGUUUCUCAUACCCAGUUGUCCCCAAAGGUCAAGCGCGGAUUAGGGUGCAGCUUUCCGCGGCUCAUACGGACAAACAAGUCGACCAUGCGGUUGGCGCCUUCGAGAAGAUUGGGAAGAAGCUGAACGUUAUU
This is a messenger RNA of Mesorhabditis spiculigera, 447 nucleotides long. NCBI's taxonomy places the organism in Eukaryota, Metazoa, Nematoda, Chromadorea, Rhabditida, Rhabditidae. The record is from the annotation of a GenBank genome assembly.